This is a messenger RNA of Perognathus longimembris pacificus (Pacific pocket mouse), 5285 nucleotides long. It is a transcript of the gene Gtf3c2, whose product is annotated as general transcription factor IIIC subunit 2. The coding region runs from base 1303 to 4281 and encodes 992 amino acids. The transcript has 19 exons. Gene Ontology annotation, molecular function: protein binding. Gene Ontology annotation, biological process: transcription by RNA polymerase III. Lineage: Eukaryota; Metazoa; Chordata; Mammalia; Rodentia; Heteromyidae. Gene Ontology annotation, cellular component: transcription factor TFIIIC complex. The record is from RefSeq and is a predicted model, not a curated record.
CAGACUGGCUUCUAACCACAAUCCUCAGAUCUCAGCCACCUGAAUAGUUAGGAUUACACGCAUGAGCCACCAGUGCCAGCUGUUUUUGUUUUGUUUUGUUUUGGGUGCUACUGGGGAUUGAAUUCAGGGCCUGGUGUUCGCUAAGCAAGUGCUCACCAUUUUUGUCUUGGUUAUUUUGGGGACAGGGUUUCGCUUUAUGCUAGGGCUGAUAUACACUGAGGUCAGCUUCCCUGUGUGUCUGGGAAUGACAGGCAUACACCCUUGGGACUAGCCAUUUUGCAUCUUCCAUAGCUAGGAUAACAGAUGCACACCACCGAGCUCAGCCAGAAGUCUCUUAAUGUAAUAGGAUGUUUUUGUUUCGUAGUCUAUCUGACACCACCUUCUCCCAUUCUUUCAAGUGUAAGAUUGAUAUCUGGGCUCCAGAGUACUUCUUUCAUUACUCCUUUCUUUUCUUUAGUACCAGAGCUUGAAGUUAGAGCCUGUGCUCACUUGGCUUUCUUGCUCAAAGUUGGAGCUCUAACACGAGCCACUCCUCCAUCCUGGCUUUUUGCUGUUUAAUUGGAGAUGAAAUCUCUUGGACUUUGCUGCCUAAGCUGGCUUUGAACUAUUUCUAGGUCUCAGCCUCCUGAGUAGCUAGGAUUGCAAAUGUGAACCACUGGUGUCUAGCUACAAUUAUUCUUGAUGUAAAUAUUUACAGAAACGAGUGUUAGGUCUAGGUAUCCUCGUUGAGUUGGAUAGGUUUUAAAGUAGUUAUUCAUGACAUAUUUAUUAUAUCGUUACUUUUUUUACAUUUUACUCUUACACAAGGUAUUGUUAUAUUGCUAAAGCUGGCCCCAAACUCCUGAGCUCAAUGGUUCUUCAACUUUUCUAGUAGCUAGGACUAGCAUGUAUCACUACAUCAGACUUGGCAACUAUUAUUUAUGGUCUAUUUUUGUCAGUUGUUAUAUUCCCUAGGUGCAUAAUUUUUCUCUCCUUAUUUUGGGGGAAGUGGUGGUGGUAGGAUAUGUAUGUGACUCGCUUUACUGUUUUUCAGGAAGAGGAGUUAAGCACUUGUUCAUUUAUUGAAAAAUCCAUACAAGAAAAUGUGUGAAUGUUAAAUAGCAUGUGUAAAACUUAAGUAUUGUGUUAGGCACAUAGUCAUUUAAUAGAUGGUAGCCUAUUACUUACUUGUGUCUUGUUUGUUUCACUAGAAUAUAAGUUCGUUUAGAGCAGGUACCUUCCUUGUCUAUCUUACGUGAUUACACCAGAUCUUAGAACAAUGAUAUAGAAGGUGUGGAGUGAUUCAUUAGUAUGAAUGAGUGAAUGAUUGAGGAGCUGGGGUUUCUUACUGUGGUGAGAAAAGAUAGGAAAAGAGAAAGCUUGCCUUUCACAUUGAUAUGUCUUCAUACAGGACAGCCAUUUUGGGGGGUGCUGAUGGAUACCUGCGGGGUCGGCUAUGUUGCCUUGGGGGAGGCCGGCCCCGUGGGGAACAUGACUGUGGUAGAUCCUCCUGGACAAGACGUGUUAAACCAGCUUGAUAUCAAGGGCUCCUCAGAAGCAACCAGUGUGGAGGCUUCCAUAGAGAUGUCACUGCCUACUCCUCUGACUGGAUUUGAGGGUUCUCCUGAUAAGAGGCUUUUUCCUCCGGACCAGGAAAGCCUUUCCAGAUUGGAACAUCAAGAUCUUUCUUCAGAGAUAUCAAAGAUUUCAAAGCCUAGGGCUUCACAGACUUCCCGGAAGAGAGGUAGUGGGACACCAAAAGGCCCCAGAAGGCCCCAACAGCGUAAAGCUCCAUCAGCCCCUCUGGUUCCUGCUCUCUUAGAUCAGUCCAACCCUCUAUCUGCCCCUGUGCCUAAGAAACGAAGUCAAAAGUCUAAGGGAGACCUGCUACUCCUGAAGUUGUCCAAAGGUCUAGAGCAGCCAGAGUCUCCACAUCCAAAGAGGCCCCCUGAGGACUUUACCUCUCCUGAGGAACGACCCCGCCGAAGGGCUGCCCAAGUGGUCUCGCUAUGUAAUAGACCAGGCUGGCCUGGAACUCGCGAUCCUCCAGCCUCAGCCUCCCGAGUGCUGGGAUUACAGGAGUGCACUACAACACCCGGCUCUCCAUCACAUUUUUCGCAGACUUCCCCCAGGGCACUUCUGUAUCUUCAGGAAGUGGCAGCUGAAGAGCUCUCCACAACUCUUCCUGCUCCGGGGUCUUGUCCUCCCAAGAGUCCCAAGGUGAGCAGCCCCACCAAACCCAAGAAGAGCCGGCAGCAGGGAGUCUGCCAAGGUGGAGAUGAUGAUGCCGCUGUGCAGGGGGAAGGCUUUGUCCUGAAGGUUGAGGCUGAAGAAGAGGAAGAAAGUGAAGGCCCAACUGAGAGCUUUUCGGAUCCUGAACCUGCAGCACCCCGAAGCACCACACGAGGACCCACUUCAGGGAAGCAGAAGUCACACUGCCGAGGCUUGGCUCCCAAUGGCUUACCCAAUUACAUCAUGGCUCCUGUUUGGAAGUGCCUCCAUCUCACCAAAGACCUCCGAGAACAGCAACAUUCAUUCUGGGAGUUUGCUGAAUGGAUUCCUGUAGCCUGGAAGUGGCAGUUGUUAUCCGACAUUGAGGCAGCUCCGUACCUGCCCCAGGAAGAGAAGUCUCCAUUGUUUUCUGUACAACGUGAAGGACUUCCUGAGGAUGGCACACUCUACCGCAUAAACAGGUUUAGUUCCAUCUCAGCACAUCCGGAGCGCUGGGAUGUAUCCUUCUUCACAGGGGGACCACUCUGGGCUCUGGACUGGUGCCCGGUGCCAGAGGGAUCAGCAGCCCCUCAGUAUGUGGCCCUUUUCUCCAGCCCUGACAUGAAUGAGACACACCCACUGAGCCGGCUUCACUCAGGCCCUGGGCUGCUGCAGCUCUGGGGCCUUGGGACAUUGCAGCAAGAAAGCUGUCCUGACAAUAGGGCUCACUUUGUCUAUGGGAUUGCUUGUGACAAUGGCUGUAUCUGGGACCUCAAGUUCUGCCCCAGUGGAGCAUGGGAGCUUCCGGAAACCUCUCGGAAGGCUCCUCACCUGCCUCGGCUGGGUCUCUUGGCUCUCGCCUGCUCAGAUGGGAAAGUGCUGCUGUUCAGUCUGCCGCAUCCUGAGGCCCUGCUGGCUCAGCAGUCCCUAGAUUCAAUGAGGCCUGCCAUCUAUAAGGUGCAGUGUGUAGCAACCCUUCAGGUGGGGUCUAUGCAAGCUUCAGACCCGUCUGAGUGUGGUCAGUGCCUUAGCCUGGCCUGGAUGCCUACCAGGCCCCACCAUCACCUGGCUGCUGGAUAUUAUAAUGGCAUGGUGGUUUUUUGGAAUCUUCCCACUAACUCACCCCUGCAGAGGAUACGGCUUUCUGAUGGCUCCUUAAAACUCUACCCCUUCCAGUGUUUCCUAGCCCAUGAUGAGGCUGUACGUACAAUUCAGUGGUGCAAAGCUAACAGUCAUUUCCUAGUCUCUGCUGGGAGUGACCGGAAAAUCAAAUUCUGGGAUCUUCGACGACCUUAUGAACCAAUAAACUGUAUCAAGCGCUUCUUGAGUACCGAGCUAUCCUGGCUGCUACCCUACAAUGGUGUCACUGUGGCUCAGGACAACUGCUAUGCCUCUUAUGGACUCUGUGGAAUUCAUUAUAUUGAUGCUGGUUACCUUGGUUUCAAGGCCUACUUCACUGCUCCUCGAAAAGGCACUGUCUGGAGUCUUUCAGGAUCUGACUGGCUUGGGACUGUAGCUGCUGGAGAUAUAUCUGGGGAGCUCAUUGCAGCUAUAUUGCCCGAUAUGGCAUCGAAUCCAGUAAAUGUCAAGAAACCCGCAGAGAGAAGAUUUCCUAUAUAUAAAGCAGAUCUGAUCCCGUAUCAGGACAGUUCCGAAGAACAAGACUAUGCUUCUGCUUCAUCUGGGACUCCCAACCCUCCUAAAGCUAAAACAUAUGCUGAAACCAUCAACCAUCACUACUUGCUUUUUCAGGACACAGAUUUGGGUUCCUUCCACAAUCUGCUCCGUAGAGAACCAAUGUUGCGUAUGCAGGAAGGAGAAGGGCAUGCUCAGCUUUGCCUGGACAGGCUGCAGCUUGAAGCUAUUCAUAAGGUACGUUUCAGCCCCAACCUGGACUCCUAUGGAUGGCUGGUAUCUGGGGGGCAGUCAGGGCUGGUUCGGAUCCAUUUUAUCCGUGGACUCACCUCCCCAUUGGGCCACCGUUUACAGCUUGAGAGCCAAACCCACUUCAGUGCUAUGUUCCAACCGUCCUUUCCAACGGAAGGGCUGAGUUUCCCUCCAGACAGCCAUUGCUUUCUGCCCAAUCCCUAGUCUUAGUCCACACAGGACCCUUGAAAUGAAGUCUGCCAAGAACAAAUGGCCUCCAUGCACAGAGCCAUAGGAACUGGGCCCUUCCUGGACAGUGAUGGUGCCAGGCCUGGAUUCUUAGGCCUACCUCCCCAGGACUCCUUGAGUCCCUGUCCUUCCUCAGACUUCAUAGCCUCCUGCGGGUAGGGGGGCUCUCCCGCUACAGUGAUUUCUUUACCUAAAAUGAUGGCUCACAAGAAACACUCAGGCCUGACCUAGGCUUGGGAGUCAAAUUGCUCAUAUUGAGCAUAUUGUGAAGUGGGUAAAGCUAAGUAAAGGUACUGGGUGUUUUUGAGACCACUUGUGAGUGGGUGUUUGGAGAAUCAGAAAGAGUAUUGGCUUGAAGGCUCCUUUUUCAGGAUCCAAUGUUACUGCCUUCCUAAACUUCCUCUUCAGAGGAACCAACACACAGGCCCAAAAGUGGUGACAGUAAUUAAUUGGACUGAAGCUGCUUAUAGUACUUUGACAAAUACCACAGACACCCUACCAAUAGAAUAAUGGCUUAGCUCUUACUUGCUCCUGCUUAUGAAAUAUUCCCAAUCACUGGUCAAUUGACCAUACUUGAACACUCAGAAGAGUUUUUGAAAAACCUUUCUUUAAAACUGGGCAUGAUGGUACAUGCCUUUAAUCCCAGCAUUUGGGAGGCUGAGGCAGGAGGAUCAUGAAUUCAAGGCCAGCCUGAGCUAUAUAAUGAGACUCGGUCUCAUAAAACACAACCAACUUCUUUUUUAUCAAGUUAGAAUCUACCUUUAUUAAUUUUACUCAUGGGUAUUAGGAAACCUAGUUAUUCUUCCCUGUGACUACCCUUUUAAGUAGUUAACAAUAGCUAUCAUGUGUUUCCCAAGUCUUUUUAUCCUCUAGAUUAAAUAUCUUCAGUUAUUUGAACCAUUCUUUUAGACGUCAUGAUUUUUGAACCUUUAUGAUAUGGUCACAUUGUUGACUUAUUAAACAUGUUUAUUUAAACUCUG